AUGGUUACUCUUUCACACAAUUUUAGAAUUUUACUAUUACCAGUCGUCCGGAGUUUAUACGUUAUUUCCCUGUACGGUGAUGUCUAUAAUGACGUGGACUUCUUCACCAGGACCUUCCCAUGGUUGGUUGAUAAUAUAGGUGGGGAUAUCAGCGUAGAUUACUUCCUUCUGGGCAGUGGAAGAUACUCCAUACCUCAAAUGUGCGCUUUGGAACAGAUGAAAUUGAACACGUUUUUACAGGCGCAGUAUUUGAAGUGUGAAGCCGAAGGUACCGACAGCACCACAUGCUUAUGUGCAGCCGGGAUAGACCCUCACAAAUACAGUCAUUGCGUCAUGACCAAGGGUUCAUACGCAAGUCACGCAUCUUCCAAAUACCAACAACUGAACAUCGACGCAAGUCCCAUAAUAGAAGUCGGAUACAAGAACACAGUUUUCGCUGUAGAAGACAGUUGGUAUUUGAAGAAAAUCUGUACCAUAUUUGGGGAUAAUCCUCCAAGGGGAUGUGUUGUGCCAUUUGCUUGUAAUUCUACAGAUGUAGUUACUCAUAGGAAUGGAAUGGCCUUUUUUGAUUGUAGUUUUAUGAAAGAUCAGUGUCGAACGAUGCCUACAACGAUAACUACGCGCGCGGGAGCGUGA
Messenger RNA from Colias croceus (clouded yellow), 636 nucleotides. RefSeq lists its product as uncharacterized. The record is from RefSeq and is a predicted model, not a curated record. The coding region runs from base 1 to 636 and encodes 211 amino acids. NCBI's taxonomy places the organism in Eukaryota, Metazoa, Arthropoda, Insecta, Lepidoptera, Pieridae. The transcript is spliced from 3 exons.